This is a messenger RNA of Chenopodium quinoa (quinoa), 1389 nucleotides long. RefSeq names its product FRIGIDA-like protein 2. The transcript is spliced from 4 exons. Lineage: Eukaryota; Viridiplantae; Streptophyta; Magnoliopsida; Caryophyllales; Amaranthaceae. The coding region runs from base 1 to 1389 and encodes 462 amino acids. The record is from RefSeq and is a predicted model, not a curated record.
AUGUUAAAGUCUAAAGAGAAGAUGUUAGGGUUGAAAGAGAAGGAGAUUGAUGAGCGUUGUGAAAUGUUAGAGGCGAAAGAGAAGCGAAUGUUAGAGGAUGCAAAAGCUAUGGAGUUGGUUCGAAAGCAAUUGGAUGAGCGGUCUAUACAGAUGGAAUUGAAGGAAAAGGAAAUUGAGGAGCGAUUCCUUGCAGUGGAGGCUAAGGAGUUGGUAGGAAGGGAUGAUAAGGAAACUAAUGAUUUCGACAAGGUGAUCGAGUCGAAAGAGAACAAGCUCAAUGAUCAAGUAGAGGGUGAUGGACAUCACAUACUUUCUAAUUGUCAAGCACAAGAGUAUCAAGGGAAACACUAUGGUAGUAGAAGUUUGACAAAUUUGAGGCAGGAAUUACCUAAUUCAGAAAUCCACCAAACAGCAUGUUCAAAAGAUUUUUCCUCAUCAUCAAGUAUUGGUGGUGAUCAAGUCCGUUCAUAUUGCACUAAAAUGGAUGCAUUGUUUUUGGGAUUUUGUAUAACGGACCAGGUGAAGGCGAAAACAAUAUCACCUGAAGGGAUAUUGGACGCUCUUAGAUGUGCUCCUAAUCCAGGAAAACUUGUUAUGGAAGUCACUCGAACAUUCCACCAAAAUUUCUCAGAUAAGAAUAUGACCACAAUUUAUAAAGAUAGUUGCAUAUUGCUGUUGGAGCAGUUAAUGAAACUAUCACCUCCAAUUACGAAACAUGUCAAAGAGGAAGCAAGGCAUCUAGCUAUGUUGUUAAAGGCCGCCAAGAACAGAACUCCGACAGAUAAUUUCGGUUUUUUGCAGUUUGUAGCUGCGUUCAUGUUAGCAAAUUGUUUUAAUGCAGAUGAUCUUGUUACCCUUUUUGGUUCAUUUUAUUGUGGAUGUAAGAUUUAUCGGCUAGAGCAGCAAGCGACUUUAUGCAAUGCAUUGGGACUUUCAGAUAAGAUCCCAGGGCUUAUCAAGUCUUAUAUUCAAAAAAAGAAGUUACUCACAGCAGUCAAGUGCAUUUGUAUUUUUAAGUUGGAAGAUAUAUUUCCGCCAGAGCCUUUGCUGGAAAAUUACUUGGACAUGUCUAAUAAAAAAGUGAAUAAGAAACAGAAAGCUGGAACGUUUAUUACGAAGAUUGAAGGUAUUGACAAGGAACUAUUAAUUCUUCGAGAUGUUACUAGCUGCAUUGCCACAUUUAAGCUUGAGUCUAGAUUCCCACCUGAUCCCCUAUUAUCGCGCAUCGAAGAAUUGUUAAAGGCGAAAGAAGAAAGGAAGGCGGGUGCUCUAACACAAUGGAAUGAUAAUAAACGCAGUGCAAGCUCCUGUGAUUCCAUAGCAAGUCCAGAACAGCUACAAAAGCGUCCUAGAAUAGAGAACAAUCACCAAGUACAAGUAGCGCCUUAA